AUACACUACGACAUGUUUUCCCACAAAAAUCUGAUGUAGAAGGACUAAUAUAAGAAGGCCGCAUCAGUGCGCUCUCAGUAAAUUAGCGUCUGUCCUCGCGACAACACCUUACCAUAUUAAACAACGAAAGUUUUUGUGAAAACAAUGUAUGCCGGAGGUUCUUCUAAUCUGAGCAUCCAUGAAUUUUGGAAGCGUAAAACUUCAAAAUACAUGAAAACCAUCAAGUCCGAGCACAUGUUUAUCAACCAUACCUGCUGGUCCGAGGAAACCCCGGAAAAGAAGAAACAAAACCGAAGACACCGUCACAGGAGUAGUGUGAAAUCGAUCCAGAGCUUGGAGCCGUCUGUCAACGGGCCAGAUAGUUUCUACGCAAGCUAUGUCGACGGGUACGAUCUGCAAAGGAAGUUCAUAGUGGUCGAGACCCUUGCAUCCGAAAAGAAGUCUCGCAACUAUUGGAAACUAAUUUGGGAAACUAACUGUCGCGUAAUAGUAAGAUUCGAUGAGAAUGAUUGGAAAAACUGUCAAUAUUGGCUGCAUAAGAACAUUUCUGACUACACUGAAGGUGAAUUUAAUAUUUGGAAAAAGAAAACAAUCUCACAUAACUACUAUACGGAAAUAUUACUCACAGUUGCCAAUAAGAAAAACGGCAAAUCAAAACAAAUAACUCAUUAUGAGUAUCAUGAACACCCAGACGGUAAAUUGCCAAUCGAAUCAGCGCGGCUUAUAUUUUUCUUGAAAAUGGUCAACAACAGUCAGGAAAACUACAACGUAUCUGCAUCAUCAUCAAACAAACGUGCGCGUAAACCAAUAGUGAUUCAUAGUGUUGGACGUUAUGAAAGAGCGAUAUCGUUCUGUGCGUUAGACAUCUGUUUAAACCAACUGCGGGAAACGAAGUCAGUGUCAGUGCCUAGUGUAAUACUAAAAAUAAAAGGUCAAACGCAAUUAAAUUCUUUUAGCUUUGAGGAAUACCUCAUCAUUAACAAAAUUUUGUUGCAUAGUAAAUGGGCGUUAGAGUUCAAAACGGAAGAUGAUAACAAGAGCUCGUCCUUCAGAAGCCGGGUCAGGAAAUAUUGUUUGGUUUUUAAAAGAGCGUCUGUUUUCUGAACGUUUGACUAUAGGCUCAGGGUUGUCAUGUAUGAGUUUUACCUAUGUAUUAUUGAGAAGGUUAAUUGUAAGUUUAGAUUUCAG
Messenger RNA from Microplitis mediator, 1188 nucleotides. Its product is annotated as tyrosine-protein phosphatase non-receptor type 9-like. The coding region runs from base 145 to 1104 and encodes 319 amino acids. Gene Ontology annotation, biological process: protein dephosphorylation. The record is from RefSeq and is a predicted model, not a curated record. NCBI's taxonomy places the organism in Eukaryota, Metazoa, Arthropoda, Insecta, Hymenoptera, Braconidae. The transcript has a single exon. Gene Ontology annotation, molecular function: protein tyrosine phosphatase activity.